Oryzias latipes (Japanese medaka) is the source of this 2670-nucleotide messenger RNA. It is a transcript of the gene clnk, whose product is annotated as cytokine dependent hematopoietic cell linker. Gene Ontology annotation, biological process: cell surface receptor protein tyrosine kinase signaling pathway; intracellular signal transduction. The record is from RefSeq and is a predicted model, not a curated record. Lineage: Eukaryota; Metazoa; Chordata; Actinopteri; Beloniformes; Adrianichthyidae.
AGUCAUUUUAGGUUACUGCAGCCUGUUCAGCGCUUAGCAGAAAAACACUUGAGGUGUUUCUCUACCAACAAGGAAGGAAGGAAAAGUGCACAGGCGCUGAGCAAAAUUCAAAGCAGCGUUCACAGUUUACUGGUCACCCACUGACACUGGUGUACUCGACAAGGCUUCAGAAAAAUUAGCUGCAGGGAGAAGGGACAGCCAUGAGUCCGCUGUGAUAAUGAGUCGCAUCACGAUAGACAUGAACAGCGGCCAGCCGUGUGCAAAUACCAACACGGAUGAGCCCGAGUACGAUGUGGUGGAUGACCACGAGACGAUGUGCAACGUGCACAUCCUCCCGGCGAGACCCAUCAUCGAUGAGAGAGAGUAUGCAGACAGGGAUCUCCCAAGGUCAGCAUCUUCUCAGAACUUUUCCUGCGUUUCCACUAACCAUCCCAGAUGUCUGUCCAGAAACUUCCCCCGAGUUCCAGGACCGGCUGUAAACAGAGACCUGAAGCCAACUAAAAGAAAAAACAAAUCAAAGACAACUCCCCCACCUCCACCCCCAGAAGACCAGAUCUCACCGAGGUUUGCUCAGUCACCUACACCUUCUGUUCAGGAAAUGAUCGACCGCCUGACUGUGCACACCAUCAUUGAAGAGGAUUUACAUCUGAGGAGGACCGAAUGUGCAGACUCUGAGUCAAGAACCAGAGGUCGACAGAGAGCUGAAAGUCUCUCAGGCGCUUCAAAUAACCAAAGGCAUUCUUUGGAUUUGGAGACGCGGGACUUAGAGAAAGGAUCACAACAGAACAUAGAAAGGGUGCCAUCGAGACGCCAUCACCACGAGUGGCCGCAGACUAAAGACGACAUCCACCAGCAUGAUUUUAUUCCCAUACAAAAGCCACAGACGUACUGUGAAGGAGACUGGUACGUUGGGGCUUGUAAACGCACCGAUGCUGAGCAUGCUUUACAUCUGGUGAACAAGGACGGAGCUUUUUUAGUUCGUGACUGCUCUACCACCAGCAACAGCGAACCCUUGGUCUUGGUUGUGUAUCACGAGAAGAAGGUUUACAAUGUGAAAAUUCGAUACAUAGAGAGCAUCAACAAGUAUGCGCUGGGAACUGGACAAAGAUCCAACGAUGUGUUUGACUCUGUGGCACAAAUCAUCAACUUUCACUCCAUAUUUCCCAUAAUAUUCAUCAGUGGGAGAAAUGUGACCGGAACUAAAUACCCAGAUAACUGUGUCCUGACGUGUCCGAUUACCAAACAAGAUCUGGACCAUCUUCUACAGUAACACUUCAAGAAAAUCGACUAAUUUUAUUUUAACAAAAGUUUUUUUGUUUUUUUUUAAACAGAUUUCAUUUGAGGCUGCAGGCUACUGCCUGGCUGAUCAUUUUUAUCUUUUCUUGACUUAGUAGAAAGUUUUCUGAAACGGAAUACAAAUUUGAUGUUUUUAAUGUUCAGUAUUUGUUUUUGCCAAUCACCUUCAUUUAUUUAUAUUCAAACUGAUGAACAGAUUGCAAAAUAAAAGCUGAAUACAGUCAUUUUCUGAAACUUUACAUUGAAAUAAAUGUUUAAAAAUAAACACGUUUUUGUUGGUCAAAAUCAGGUUAAGCUUGAGCUAAAAAAUGUGAAUAAUGCUUUUUUAAUAUAUAAUGAUAUCUUUACACCUGCAUUCAUUUCUGCAUUAGUUGAAGAGGCCUGGUUGUGUGUAAGGGUGUAUUCAGACCGGACACACUUGGUUAGUCUCCCCCAAUAAUACAGAACAGAACUGUACACCCUGUUACAUCCCCCCACAGCAGAAUAUUGGCAGUCCCUACCAUGGUCAUGAUCGGAAACGUGCUGGAGGCACACCAAAAAUUGUCCCUGCAGAUCGUCUUACAGGUGCAGGAUCUGGUGGGUCCAAGCACUCUGGCAUUGGCAUAGGGACAUGAGCAGGCAGUUCUCUUGGGUUACUGUCCAGUGGCAUUUGCAAAGUUUGCCAUUCUGAAGACAAGAGACUUAUGCACAUUUUUAAAGAGUUCCUAUUCAACACCUUCACAAUCCUUCCCCAUUCAGAUCUCACCCUGUUAACCAAUCCUGUACUACCAACUGCCUUGAGCAUGACGUAGGGUUCAGGGUCCCAACCACCAUGCAGUUUUCCCUGUACCUUUCGGUUUCUAUCUUUAACCCACACACGUUCCCCUACAGGCAAAGGGAUCGCAGUAGCACUUUGAUUAGCGGCUAAAAACUUUGUUUCCACUUGCGACACUAUAUGCAUACUGCAACUUCUGGUGAUGAUAGUGCACUCAACCUGUCAGGCAACCGAUAUGCUUGUGUUUUCCCACCACCAUCCCUAUAUGGAAGGCGAAGAUGGUGCCCAAACAUCAAAUAGUAUGGAGUUAAACCUGUUGCACUGUGUAUGCUGUUAUACUUAUAACAACUCUAUUUACUGCAUAAAAGCUUAAAUGUUGAGAAAAGCAAUUCCUAAACAUGCCACUCAAAGAAAAACAGUGCCAGAGGAAUAUGAGGACUUGAGGAAGAUGCUUGAUUUUGUGCUGGAAGAGAUCAAAGCUAUAAAGAUUGCUCCCGGACAAAUUCUGGAUGCAAUCGAAGAGGGGAAGCAGGUCCGGGCUCUGCAGGUGCGAACUGCAGGCACUUUAACAUUGGGAGUUGGGUCAUCUAGACCCACUAGACAGUGCGCUGAACCUUUUU